Chionomys nivalis (European snow vole) is the source of this 951-nucleotide messenger RNA. Its product is annotated as olfactory receptor 2AG1-like. Gene Ontology annotation, cellular component: membrane. NCBI's taxonomy places the organism in Eukaryota, Metazoa, Chordata, Mammalia, Rodentia, Cricetidae. Gene Ontology annotation, molecular function: olfactory receptor activity; G protein-coupled receptor activity. Gene Ontology annotation, biological process: G protein-coupled receptor signaling pathway. Bases 1 to 951 code for a protein of 316 amino acids. The record is from RefSeq and is a predicted model, not a curated record. The transcript has a single exon.
AUGGAAUUUUGGAACUCCACCUUGGGAAGUGGCUUCAUUUUGGUAGGAAUUCUGGAUGACAGUGGCUCUCCUGAACUGCUCUGUGCCACAAUCAUAGCCCUGUACAUGUUGGCUCUGAUCAGCAAUGGACUGCUGCUCCUAGUCAUCACAAUGGAUGCCCGGCUCCAUGUGCCCAUGUACCUCUUCCUUGGACAGCUCUCUCUCAUGGAUCUCCUCCUCACAUCAGUUAUCACACCCAAGGCUGUUAUCAAUUUUCUACUCAAAGACAAUACCAUCUCAUUUGGGGGCUGUGCCCUUCAGAUGUUUCUAGAACUCGUACUGGGCAGUGCAGAGGACCUCCUUCUGGCCUUCAUGGCCUACGACAGGUAUGUGGCCAUUUGUCAACCUCUGAACUACAUAAUCUUGAUGAGUCACAAGGUCUGCUGGCUCCUGAUAGCCACAUCAUGGAUCCUGGCAUCCCUGACAGCUCUAGUAUUUACCACCUUCACCAUGCAGUAUCCCUUCUGCAAAUCUCGGCAGAUCAGACACCUGUUCUGUGAGAUCCCUCCAUUGCUAAAGCUGGCUUGUGCAGAUACAUCCACAUAUGAGCUCAUGGUUUAUUUGACAGGCGUCUCUGUGUUGAUUCUCCCUCUUACUGUUAUUCUGGCCUCUUAUGUGCGAAUACUUUAUAGUGUACUCCACAUGCCAUCAAAUGAGGGCAGGAAGAAAGCCCUCGUCACCUGUUCUUCCCACCUGACUGUGGUUGGGAUGUGGUAUGGGGGUGCUUCAUUCAUGUAUGUUCUUCCUCAUCAAUUCCACAGUCCCAUACAAGACAAUGUCCUCUCUGUUUUCUAUACUACUGUGACUCCAGCUCUGAAUCCUCUCAUCUACAGUUUGAGGAAUAAGGAAGUCACUGGGGCUUUAAGGAGAAUUCUUGGAAAACGCUUGUUGCCAACACAAUCUACUUUCUAG